ACCUAGCUGGAGAUCCCCUGCAUUGCCUGCAAUCCGAUUGAUAGGGACACAGCACGCACAUGCGGCGGUCAGCAUCCCGGACCCGGCGCGCAAGACAGACAAGAGGCUAGACAUAAAUGCACAAAUAGCAUCAUGCUGGGCUGGCCGUCAGGCAAGCGAUUAGAGAAUCGGCCUUGACAUAAGCUGACAAACAUCACUCUCUCCGCCAACAGGAACCGUGGCUCUCGCACAUGUCGACCCCUCGCAUGCAGCGCGGCGACACGCAGGAUUCGUCCUCCCUCCAACACCCGUCCACCCCGUCGCGUAACGAUGGCCUCGCGCCGAACCCGACCCAUGCCUCCUUCUCUCCGGCGACGCUGAGCUCCGCCGAGCCCAGCGCCACAUCGGCGGCUAAGAGGAGGAGCACCAUUCUGGUGCACCAGAAAUCCCCGUUACUGCUUGCCACGCCGCCGCAGAUCACGCGCGCAUUGGCAUAUAGCCACCCGUUUCUGCUGCCGCUGAACAAGCUUGUGGGGCUGCUGACAUGGACCACGGGAGACCCAUGGGAGAGCUUCCUGUUGCUGACGGGGUUCUGGGCCGCGGUGCUAUACGGGGAUAUCGUGAUCCGCAUGGCCGGACCCCUUGUACUCGUCCUGGUCCUGAUCGGUGGCAUGUAUGGCCGACGCUUCAGUCCGCUGAGUAGCAGCGGAUGGAGCGAACCCGGUCCCGGCGCCGGGGAUGGGACUGCUCUCCAGGCCGAGGGAAAGGCUGCCAAGGCAGGGCGACGGAAUAAGAAUCCGUCGGUUGAUGGGGUGCCAGACAAGAACAACAAGGGCGGGAACAGCAAUGGGGGAACGGGGCGCCAGGUUGGUCACACGAGGAAUCAGGGCUCGAUAUCCGAGGUCACAAACACACGCCAUCAGAAGACACUGGACGAGAUUGUCGAGACACUACGCGAGUUCACCGCAAGAUGUAACAUACUGCUGGAACCGCUCCUCGAGCUGACCGACUUCCUCAGCACUCAGCGUACGCCGACGUCGGCGACCACGCGGCCGGCGCUCACAACGCUUUUCGUCCGCAUUCUCAUCUGCACGCCCUUCUGGUUCCUUCUCACCAUCCCCCCUCUCCGCAUCAUCACCACCCGCCGCGUUAUCCUCAUCCUGGGCACUAUCCUCUUAACUUGGCAUGCCCGCGUCAUCCGGGUAACACGCGUCAUCCUCUGGCGGAGUGCGACCAUUCGGCGGUUCCUAGCCCUCGUCACAGGCCUGCAAUUCGCGGGUCUGGCCAAGACGCAAUCCACUCCGCCAACCACAGCAACCGAGCCGGCCGGCGUCGCAUCCACAGCCAAGUCCAAAACUCCCUCCUCCAACCCCACGGCGCUCAAGACGCAGGGCGAGUCAGAGUUGACAAAGGCCCUCCGUCGCGAGCGCGGCGGCCGUGGAACGGGCGUGCGUUUUACCUUCAUCAUCUAUGAGAACCAACGGCGAUGGGUUGGACUUGGGUGGACGACGAACCUCUUCGCUUAUGAGAGAGCGGCGUGGACCGACGAGCACAACAAUCCGGUGCCGCCGAAGGAUGAAUUCGAGUUACCGGAGGUCGAGGACGGGAGCAACAUGCGCUGGCAGUGGACGGAAGGAUCGAGGUGGCGGGUGGAUGGCGUGCUGGACGAGGCCGUCAUGCCGACUGAUGACAAGCAGGUUGGAUGGGAUUACGACGGUCCCGGGGGGAGAAUGGGGUGGAUUUAUUACGACAACAAGUGGCAGAACGGCCGGCGAGGCCAAGACAGCUGGGGUCGCUGGACGCGGCGGAGAAAGUGGUACCGCGACGCCGAACUCGUCGAAGCAGACGACAUCCCCGAAGGGGAACCCGCCAACAGCGCCGCCGGUACGCCCGCCCACUCCAAGACCCCUAUCCAAACCCCAGCACAGCCGCCCAGACCGCCCGGAUUAACACCUACCCCGGCCAUCCCCACAGUCGACUUGACCCCGUCCUCGCCAGACGUAGCCUUCUUUCCACCAGCCGCAACCCAACCGCGGCAGACCCAGCAGCCCGGUUCAAGCGGCCGAGAGCAAGAGAGCAAAGACUAUGAGCUGGAACGAGAGGAGGAGUACGACACCGCCUCGAUCCUCUCGACAUCAAGCCGCUCGGCGCGGUUCAGACCACCGAGCCUGCGGCGUCGCAUCACGGAUAGCUCGCACCGCAGCUCCCGCAGCAGGAGGACGAGCCUGAGCAUCGCGGCUAGCAGCGAGGACGACGCUGCCAUGCUGGGGACACAGACAAGGAUGGCGCUGGAGGAGACCGGGGCCGAGGCGGGGAGCUGGGGGGUGGGCGAUGACGUCCGCAUGGGCUUGGAGUAGCGGUCGCCGCCCGGAAGCGGAUUGGUGAGGGGCCUAAGUGUAAGAUUAUCGUGUCUAUGUCUACAACCAGG
Messenger RNA from Chaetomium strumarium, 2407 nucleotides. RefSeq names its product integral peroxisomal membrane peroxin-domain-containing protein. The record is from RefSeq and is a predicted model, not a curated record. The transcript has 2 exons. Gene Ontology annotation, biological process: peroxisome organization. NCBI's taxonomy places the organism in Eukaryota, Fungi, Ascomycota, Sordariomycetes, Sordariales, Chaetomiaceae. Gene Ontology annotation, cellular component: peroxisomal membrane. The coding region runs from base 231 to 2336 and encodes 701 amino acids.